AUGGGCAUCUCUCGCCAGACUAAAAAGCCCUCGGCCGGAAGACCCGGGGGCAGCGAAGCCGCAGCCCGCGCAACCCGACGCGGCCGCGCCGCGCCGAGCCGCUCCACACCCGUAAGGACGGUGCACAUCCGACCGCUGCCGACGCGCGGCGCGGCCGCGCACAAACAGCACGCGCGCGCCUCGCAGACUCACACGCCGCACACACACCUGACGCAGACGCACACGGCGGGGUCGCAGCCGGCGCCCUGCUGCCCGACACGGCCCUGUGACCAGCACACAGCACACAGCGACCACUCGGCCUGCACCUUCUACUGCUACCUCUGCUACUGCUGUUACUGCUGCUGCCUCACAAUGCUCUCCUUCUCUCUCCUCCUCCUCCUCUCCCCCCCUGCCCGUGCCCCCCCCUCUGCUGCCACCCACACCUCCCUCUCCUCAAAUCCCUCCUCCUCCCAUUUUCCAUCGUCCACUUUUUGCUUGGAUGGGCUUUCCUGUACUUGCCUUGACGUCAACCUGACCUCCUCUGUCGCGGCCUCCUCCUACUGCCCCGUACCACCUUGUGUCUUAUCUGAUCACGCUCUCUCUGACCCCUCACCUUCCCCCUCCUCCAUUUACACCGCAUCUGACUCGCCCACCCCCUCUUGCCACGGCUCCUCCCCACCCUCUCCCUUGGCCACGUCCCCCCGUCUUCCUUCCCUGACCUCUUCCUUGCCUGCCCUACAUCGUCCCCUCCUCUGCCGGCCACGGCCCUCCUCGCGCUCUCUCCCUUCCCUGCUCCUCUGCCCUCCCAGCUUUGGCGACCAAACAUUGUCUUCUGCAUCAACCCUAGAGCGCAUCCCCUCUGGGCUCGCCCGGCCGCGCACACUGCUGCGCCAACAGAGUCUUCAGCAGCCUCUCAUCCACCCGUCAAUCCCAGGUGUCAGCCAACCCCCGACCACAUCCCAGAGCCUGGGGCAGUUGCACACUCCACCCGGCCAGGCCGGGGGAGGUGGGGGCACUGCGGGAGGAGGCGGAGGAGGAGGCGGCGGAGGGGGAGGAGGAGGAGGAGGUGGCAGUGUUGGGGUAGGGGGUGGAGGCGCAAGAGGGGGUCCCAGGGGUGUACGGGGCAGUCCAGCAGGGGCUGGUGCGUCUCGCUGUAGGGGAGAUGGAGCAGGAGGGCGCUUGCGCUCCAAUCCCGGCAGCUGGGAUUACAUGAUGGGCCAAAUGCGGACUCGUGGCCUGGAUGUCAAGUCGUUCCUUGAAGGGAAGAUGGUGGUGCUGUCUUUGGCCAUUGGUUUGGCCGAGCAAGAUGACUUUGCCAAUAUCCCUGACCUGCAGGAAACGGUGCAGGCAGCGCCAGCCAAUCAGGAGCCCCCUCCUGAGAAGAGGGGCAGCAAGCCAGGUAACAGCCCCAAGGGCCACCCCCCUGACGCCGAUGGCCACUCCUCUGUUACCGACCUAGCCAACUCCCUUACUGGAGACAUGGUGAUGCUGUCUCCGGGGUCGGAAGAUGACGAUGGUGAAGGGCCUAUCAGUGAGAAGCUGGGCCGGAUCCAGUUUAGCAUAGGCUACAGCUUCCAGGACUCCACCCUCACCGUCAAAGUCCUCAAAGGCCAAGAGCUCCCUGCAAAGGACUUCUCUGGCACAUCUGACCCCUUUGUCAAAAUCUACCUGUUGCCAGACAAGAAGCACAAGCUGGAGACCAAGGUCAAGAGGAAGAACCUUAACCCCCACUGGAAUGAGACAUUCCUUUUUGAAGGAUUCCCCUAUGAGAAAGUGAGAGAGCGCACUCUCUACCUUCAAGUGUUGGACUAUGACCGCUUCAGCAGGAAUGACCCCAUUGGAGAAGUGUCAAUCCCUCUUAACAAGGUGGAACUGGGACAAUUAAAGACGUUCUGGAAGGAGCUAAAGCCUUGCAGUGAUGGCAGUGGGAGACGUGGAGACCUGCUGGUGUCACUUUGCUAUAAUCCCACUGCCAACACCAUCACUGUGAACAUCAUCAAAGCACGCAAUCUCAAAGCCAUGGAUAUUGGGGGAACCUCAGACCCUUAUGUGAAAGUGUGGCUGAUGCACAAGGACAAGCGUGUGGAGAAGAAAAAGACGGUAGUGAUGAAGCGCUGUCUCAACCCAGUCUUCAACGAGUCCUUCCCCUUUGACGUGCCAGCCCACGUGUUGAGGGAGACCACAAUUAUCAUCACCGUCAUGGACAAGGACAGGCUCAGUCGUAACGAUGUUAUUGGCAAGAUCUAUUUGUCAUGGAAGAGUGGACCAGCAGAGGUGAAGCACUGGAAAGACAUGAUAGGCCGACCACGUACCAAUGUUGCCCAAUGGCAUGCCCUCAAGGCCUGAAAACCCCGCCCAAGUUCCCUCGUGC
This is a messenger RNA of Lampris incognitus (smalleye Pacific opah), 2350 nucleotides long. It is a transcript of the gene syt7a, whose product is annotated as synaptotagmin VIIa. The coding region runs from base 1 to 2325 and encodes 774 amino acids. The record is from RefSeq and is a predicted model, not a curated record. Gene Ontology annotation, molecular function: SNARE binding; clathrin binding; phosphatidylserine binding. Gene Ontology annotation, cellular component: axon; synapse; membrane. NCBI's taxonomy places the organism in Eukaryota, Metazoa, Chordata, Actinopteri, Lampriformes, Lampridae. The transcript is spliced from 8 exons. Gene Ontology annotation, biological process: vesicle fusion; cellular response to calcium ion; regulation of dopamine secretion.